Messenger RNA from Clunio marinus, 183 nucleotides. NCBI's taxonomy places the organism in Eukaryota, Metazoa, Arthropoda, Insecta, Diptera, Chironomidae. The record is from the annotation of a GenBank genome assembly.
AUGGGUGAACAGAGGAAAGAAAAUAUGUCGAUACAAUUGAACUCUGGCACCGGUCGAUUGAUCCCAAAAGUUGUGUCGGUAUUUUUGAACAUGACAAAAAAAAACAGAUACAAAAUGAGAUCAAACAGGGAGUUAAGUGCUGAACAAGAGCAAGACAAAGACAAAGGAAAACAACGACAUUAA